Messenger RNA from Aspergillus affinis, 1344 nucleotides. RefSeq lists its product as uncharacterized. Gene Ontology annotation, cellular component: nucleus. Bases 1 to 1344 code for a protein of 447 amino acids. The transcript has 2 exons. Lineage: Eukaryota; Fungi; Ascomycota; Eurotiomycetes; Eurotiales; Aspergillaceae. Gene Ontology annotation, molecular function: DNA binding. The record is from RefSeq and is a predicted model, not a curated record.
AUGGUACGAACAGCGGCCGAUUCGAUCCUGAAGGAGGCUCAUGAUGAUCCCAACACCUUACCUCCUACUGUUGGCGAUAAGUGGCUAUCCCGCUGGCUUAUACGUCACCCACAAUACAAUAUGAAGAAGGCAAGGGCUAUAGAGGUAGAGCGACGUCGUACUCAUAAUCGGGACGACCUGGAGGACUGGUAUCGCCGUCUUCAAAGCGUUAUUGCCGUACAUGGGAUCCUAGAAAACGACAUCUGGAAUUUCGGUGAAACAGGCUUUCAAAUUGGUAUUGGAAAAGACCAGUGGAUCAUCACCAGAGAUCAUCCAAAGACCUACUUAGGCCUCAACUCCAACCGGGAAUAUGUUACGGUUGUAGAGGCAAUCUCUGCAGCUGGGGACCUAUGCCCUCCCUUUAUUAUUAUGCCUGGUAAAUGCAUCUUCCGUGGCUGGUUCGAUAAAGCGUCGAAAGGGACCCAUAUAGGAGUCUCCGAUAGUUGCUAUAUGACGGAUUCCCUUGCUUUUCAGUGGAUUCAGGGCUUUAACCUCUAUACAAAACAUCGAACUAGGGGGGAUUAUCGUCUCCUACUCUGUAACGGGUAUGGAUCCCAUCUCACCUACGAGUUCGUCCAAUACUGUGAGAAGCAUAAGAUUGUAUUAUUCUUUCUACCUCCUCAUUCAUCCCACCUACUUCAACCGCUCGAUAUAGGCGUAUUUCAUGCUUAUAAGCAUCAUCAUGCUGAGGCAGUAUCCAACGCUACGUACGCUGGAUGUGGGAAGUUCACUAAGACCGACUUCUUACACGCUCUAUCGACUAUCCGCAAGAAAACUUUCAAAAAUACUACGAUUCGCCAUGCUUUUCGCCUAGCAGGGCUUGUACCCUGGAAACCAGCAGUCGUACUGGCUAAUCUGCCAGAAAUCCGGCCGUCUACACCUUCAUCUACGACCUCUAGCGAGGCAGGGUCUUCAGUACUAAGAUAUGACGCCGUACAGGACGGCUACGGAUUCACUAGGAGGCUCUCCAAAUUCAUAAAAGGCAGUAUAGCGCAGGGUUGGCUUGCUGCAGGGUUGCAGCGGCAAUUAGACGAGAUAACCAGGGUUCAACGAGAAAAAGCAGAGCGAGAUCGUGCCUCUAGACGGCGUGCCCCGGUUGGUGGAGUCGUCUCCAGUACUAGUCUUGCUCAUAUAGAGCGGAAAGAAGAGGAAUUGGAUGCUUUAAAAGAGCGUACUCGUCUACGUGCUAAAUGGAAGCAGGUUAUGGUCGAACUUGUCGACUACGCCAUAGACCGGGAGAUUAUCAUAAAGCGCCAGCGAAAGAGCAGGAAUAAAGAGGAGACCUCCAGCUUUCCAACAGUAUAG